UUUGUACAAAUUUCAAUGUAAAGAUUUUCAUUUGUGACCAUGAGCUUAUCGAUUUAUCAUGAUUAAUUGAGAAAGAAGUAAUUAUUUCUCAUUCGACUAUACCCCCUCUUAAAAGUUGACUCACCGAUUGUCUAUUAUCGCCCAAAUUUAAAAUGUUUCCACAAGAUAUGCAAUUGCCGGGGGAAGAUUGGAUCUUCUCCUGGUAUGUGAUCUUCUUUGCGAUGUUUUGUGGGGGUGUUAUAGCGUUCAAGCAAUAUAUGAAAGGUGCCCCAUGUCAGAGCACAGAGAGAGUCAAAGGGAAAACAAUAAUCAUCACAGGAGCUAAUUCUGGAAUGGGAAAGGAAACAGCUAAAGAAUUGCUCAAACGGGGUGCACGGGUGAUCUUAGCUUGUAGAGAUGUAGAAAAGGGGGAAGAAGCAGUGAAUGAUAUCAAGGAGCAACUACGUAAAAAAGAACUAAAUGCUGUUGUUAUGAAGCUUGAUCUCUCUUCAUUUAUAUCAGUUAGAGAAUUUGCAAAGGAGUUCCUAAAAAAUGAGUCCAAGUUAGAUGUUCUAAUUAACAACGCUGGUGUGAUCCUUCUACCGGAAAGGAUCUUAAGCAAAGAUGGCUUUGAGAUGCAACUGGCGUCUAACUAUCUUGGUCAUUUUCUGCUGACACACUUACUAUUGGACAGACUGGAAUCAUCAGCACCAAGUCGCAUAAUCAAUAUGUCCGCUGUAGCGUACCAAUUGGCUGAUGAUAUUGACUUGGAGGAUAUGAACUAUGAAAACAAGGAGUACAACAGAAGUAACGCCUAUGCCCAGAGUAAACUCGCUGUCUUGUUGUUCACGAGGGAAAUGAGUCGAAUCUUAGAAGGUACGAAGGUGACUGUGAAUGCUGUCCACCCAGGUGUGGUCAACUCUCCUGGAUUGCGUCAUAUGCCCUUCAAAUCCUCACCAUUCCUGAGCCUGUCAUUCACUUUACCCAUAUGGUACUUCACUAAGAGCUCUAAAGAUGGCGCUCAGACCACAAUCUAUUUAGCUGUGGCGUCAGAUGUGGAGACUGUUUCUGGAAAGUUCUUUGUUGAAUGUGCUGAGAAAGAAGUAACUGAGAAUGCUUGCAACGAUGACUUGGCCAAGAAGCUCUAUGGUAAAUCCCUGGAAUGGACAGGACUGAAUAAGAAGACAAAAUAAACACAAUCAUAUGAAACCAGACAUGACUCAGUCCUAUGAAACAGAGAGAGGAUCAAAAGUCCAGGCAACAAGAAGAAUGAAUUAAAACCAGGCAAAAAUUACCUCCUACAAUCCAGUCCCUUAUAAAGGGAGUUUGAAACCAGACAUGACUCAGUCCUAUGAAACAGAGAGAGGAUCAAAAGUCCAGGCA
Owenia fusiformis is the source of this 1362-nucleotide messenger RNA. NCBI's taxonomy places the organism in Eukaryota, Metazoa, Annelida, Polychaeta, Sabellida, Oweniidae. The record is from the annotation of a GenBank genome assembly.